Messenger RNA from Cladophialophora bantiana CBS 173.52, 1434 nucleotides. RefSeq lists its product as uncharacterized. The transcript has 4 exons. Gene Ontology annotation, cellular component: fungal-type cell wall. The record is from RefSeq and is a predicted model, not a curated record. Gene Ontology annotation, biological process: fungal-type cell wall organization; carbohydrate metabolic process. Gene Ontology annotation, molecular function: hydrolase activity, hydrolyzing O-glycosyl compounds; glycosyltransferase activity. NCBI's taxonomy places the organism in Eukaryota, Fungi, Ascomycota, Eurotiomycetes, Chaetothyriales, Herpotrichiellaceae. Bases 1 to 1434 code for a protein of 477 amino acids.
AUGUAUCCCAAACUGGCAGGCUCAGUGCUUGCUGCAUUGAUCCUUUGCUCUCUCAUACCAAGCACGGAAGCACAGACCUAUUCGUCAUGUAACCCUCUGCUGCAGAGUGGAUGUCCUGCAGACCCCGCGCUGGGCAGGAGCGUCGACGUUGAUUUUACGGCAGGCUCCUCAAGCGAGUUCACCGCGUCAGGAGCUGUCAGCUAUACUUCCGACGGUGCAGCCUUCACCAUCUCCCAGCAUGGCGAUGCCCCUACCCUCUCCUCGAAUUGGUAUAUCAUGUUCGGGCAUGUCGACUAUGUGGUGAAAGCUGCACCAGGAACAGGAAUAGUCAGCGCCGCGAUUUUGCAGUCUGAUUGCCUUGACGAGAUCGACUGGGAAUGGUUAGGCGGGGAUAAUACGCAGGCCCAGAGCAAUUAUUUUGGAAAAGGCAUCACCACAACUGGUUACAAUAGAGGAGCCUACCAUGGGGCACCCAACAACCAUGACGAGUUCCAUACAUACAGCAUCGACUGGACUGCUGACCAGAUUGUUUGGUCAAUCGACGGGGCUACGGUCCGAGCCAUGACUCAAGAACAGGCUGAAGCCGGCCAGUACCCACAAACUCCCAUGUACGUCAAACUGGGGGCCUGGGCUGGUGGUGAUCCAUCCAAUCCCGAGGGCACGAUUCAGUGGGCUGGAGGAGUCACUGAUUACUCGAAGGGGCCCUUCACCAUGUAUGUGAAGUCUGUCCACGUCACAGAUUACUCGACCGGGUCCCAGUAUACCUACAGUGGAACCAGCGGCACAUGGCAAUCCAUUGUUUCCACUGGCGGCCAAAUCAACAGUGAAGGAGAUGGAACACCUGCCUCGUCCGGGACAGCACCCGCCGUUACCUCCUCCGUGCCCAACAGUGCUCCGCUGGCCUUUGGGAACAGCGGCGACACUUCUUCUGUGUAUGCAACGCGAACAGGCUGGCCGUGGUCUGGAACGGCCACAGCCACAGCAGUGUCUGUGUCAACAUCCCUGUCCUUCUCUUCGUCCUCGUCGGCAGCCUUGCCUUUGGGUUCGGCCUCGGCUUCGCUUGAAGUGGUCAAGUCGUACAACGAGCAAGGAUUUCCGACACUGGUCACCAUCAAUCCGGCGGCGCCGACAGCACCAAAGAGCUACGAUAGCCAGGGGUUCUCCAUCAGCGAGCUCAGCACCAGCUGUUUCUUCGACCUCGGCCCCAGGACCAUCCGAAAGCCCGAGCUCCGCAGCUUCCGCUCCCCAGAGCUCGAGUGCUACGGCAUCGGAAGCUCCUGGAGCUGCGAGUACAUUGUCAAGCACAGUGCCUAUCUCGACCCUCAGUUCGACAUCCACAUUGAUAUUGAGCUUUGUGCCCACCUCAGUCUCCGCCACGGCGUCAACGACAGUUAUUUCCACCGAAACGGGAUCAAUAACCGUAUCCACAUUUAA